Molecule: messenger RNA, 1383 nt
Organism: Candoia aspera
Lineage: Eukaryota; Metazoa; Chordata; Lepidosauria; Squamata; Candoiidae
Gene: CPB2
Product: carboxypeptidase B2
Exons: 11
Coding region: 37-1305 (422 amino acids)
Biological process (GO): proteolysis; fibrinolysis
Molecular function (GO): zinc ion binding; metallocarboxypeptidase activity
Source: RefSeq, a predicted model, not a curated record
CAUGAACCUUCACCAUUUCUCUUGGUUUCAUUGCAAAUGGCUGCUAUGAAGUUUUUCCUUUUUUGUUUAGUAUCAAUCUUCAAUCAAAAGGCCUUUGUCUCUGCUUUCCAAAGUGACCAGGUUUUGUGGGCUUUUCCAAGAUCUGACAAAGAAGCUGACAUUCUUCGGAAUCUGACCACUGCUUUUGAGAUUGUCCUUUGGCAACCUGUUUCCCCUGAGAACAUUAUAAAGAAUAAGGAGGUACAUUUUUACGUCAAUGUUUCUGAUGUAAAUAACGUGAAAGCUGAGCUCAACCGAUCUGCCAUUUUAUUCAGAGUUUCCCUGGAAGAUGUUCACAGAAUUAUUGGCCUGCAAACUGCUGAAGACACAGUUACCCCCCGCAGCUCUAGCUCGUUUUAUGAACAAUAUCAUUCUCUGAAAGUGAUAUAUUCGUGGAUGGAUGAGAUAGCUGCAGGACGUCCUGAUAUCAUCCAAAAGAUACACAUUGGGAAUUCCUUUGAGAAACGGCCGCUUUAUGUUUUGAAGCUUUCACACAGAAACAGAACUUCCAAAAAUGCCAUCUGGAUUGAUUGUGGAAUCCAUGCAAGGGAAUGGAUUUCGCCAGCUUGUUGCCUCUGGUUUAUAGGACAUGCUAUUUGGUUGCUAAACAGGGAUACAACAAUGGCAAGACUUCUACAGCAUCUUGAUUUCUAUGUCAUGCCAAUAAUGAAUGUGGAUGGUUACGAGUAUACAUGGACUACUAAUCGAAUGUGGAGAAAAAGCCGCUCCCAGCAUGGCGACAACAGGUGCAUCGGGACAGAUAUGAAUCGCAAUUUUGAUGCAGGCUGGUGUGGAAAAGGUGCAUCUAGAGAUGGCUGUCAAGAGACUUACUGUGGGCCUUACCCUGAGUCUGAACCGGAAGUAAAAGCCGUGGUUAAUUUUCUCAGAAAGCACAAGGAUCAUAUUAAAGCGUAUAUAACAAUGCACUCUUACUCCCAGAUGGUUCUGUUUCCAUAUUCAUACACUAAAAAUAAAAGUAAAGAUCAUGAUGAGCUGCAAUCUGUGGCAAACCAAGUGGCUAUGGCUAUUAGAAAUGCGCAUCACAACCACUAUGUGACAGGGUCUGGGGCACAAACAAUCUAUUUAGCUCCAGGAGGCUCGGAUGACUGGGCUUACGACCAUGGCAUAAAGUAUUCUUUCACUUUUGAGCUUCGAGACAAAGGAAGAUACGGAUUUUUGCUUCCUCAGAAUCUAAUUAAGCUGACUUGCUACGAAGCGCUUACUGGAAUCAAAACUAUAGCUUUACAUGUGCUUCAACAUAUGUGAAGCAUUAUACAGUAUGGAAUUAUAUACAGACCACUUAAUUGGUUACUAUUUUAAUUUCAAUAAAACGUAUUUUCUGUU